Mercenaria mercenaria is the source of this 11183-nucleotide messenger RNA. Its product is annotated as activin receptor type-2B-like. Gene Ontology annotation, molecular function: ATP binding; activin binding; activin receptor activity. The transcript has 7 exons. The record is from RefSeq and is a predicted model, not a curated record. Lineage: Eukaryota; Metazoa; Mollusca; Bivalvia; Venerida; Veneridae. Gene Ontology annotation, cellular component: plasma membrane; activin receptor complex. Gene Ontology annotation, biological process: protein phosphorylation; activin receptor signaling pathway; cellular response to growth factor stimulus. Bases 206 to 1873 code for a protein of 555 amino acids.
ACAUUUACAUCCGGGGAACUGAAAUGAAAGUCGGCCAUGUUUGAUGUUUGGAAACAAUUUUGAUGCUUGUUGACAAAGUUUCGCACGAUUUUUGAAGUAUUUCACCGAUAGCGAACCUAUUUAAUGCUAAAUGUGAAUAGAAAACCAGUCAUAGAUAUCACAUGGAUACAGCACUAAGACCUUAUCUCUUGGAAAACCGGUGAAAAUGAUUUCAAAAAGCGGGACAGUCGGCCAAUACACAAACAUGUUGACAUUUUUCAGACCAUUGACUUGUCCGUUGAUACUGACACUAGUUUUAUUACAUGGUGGCUUAUCAGCUGGUGCAAGUGCAUCUCCGCAAGACGAGACUGUAGAUGUUGUAGAAUGUGAGCGUUUAGACAAAAAUGACCCACAGUGUAAAAAUGGAGGCUGUCUACAGAAAUGUGAAGGCUCACCCAAGGCUUACUGUUUUGCUUCAUGGAAGAAUGGCACUGAUGGAAAAGUUGAAUAUGUAAUGAAAGGUUGCUGGUCAGUGGAUGAAGAUUGUGUCAACAAAUCACAGUGUGUACAGUCGCCAUCAAUUAAACACCUCAAUUUCUGCUGCUGUUCUGACCCCAUGUGCAACACAAACGUGAAAAAUGUCUACUAUCCUCCAACCUCACCACCUACUAGCACUGAGGGCAACACGGCAAUGAAGAAACUGCCCAAUGAUAAGCUGACCAGAACUCUCAUUUACUCCAUUGUUCCGUUAGUUGGAGUUGCAGCUGUUAUCGUUCUCGUUUUCUGGAUGUGGAAACGAUUCAAACGACAGGUGUAUGAAUAUCAUGAGCAGUUACCAACAGUCGACCCCAUUCAUAACAUGCCACCGUCUCCCCACCCACCUCGUCCUUUGAAGCUUGUGGAGGUUCGAGCUCGUGGUAGGUUUGGAUCUGUAUGGAAAGCUCAGCUACAUGAAGAAGUUGUAGCUGUCAAGAUCUUCCCACUUCAGGACAAACAGUCAUGGAUGACUGAGCAAGAUAUCUACAGGUUACCUCAUAUGCAGAGCCAUGACAAUAUUCUACGGUUUAUCGGAACAGAGAGAAGAGGAGAAAAUUUGAACCUAGAGUUAUGGCUUAUCACAGAGUUCCAACAAAACGGGUCAUUAUUUGAAUAUCUUAAAGGAAACACUGUCACUUGGAGUGAACUGUGUAAAAUAGCAGAAACAAUUGCCAGGGGGUUGUCAUUUUUGCAUGAUGAGAUCCCACCAACAAGGGGAACAGAGGCUAAGCCAGCUGUGGCUCAUAGGGACUUCAAGAGUAAAAAUGUCCUGAUAAAAUCUAAUCUCACAGCUGUCAUUGCCGACUUCGGUCUUGCCCUCAAGUUUGAACCAGGGAAAAACCCAGGGGAAACUCAUGGACUGGUUGGGACUAGGCGCUACAUGGCCCCAGAAGUGCUAGAGGGUGCAAUCAGUUUUAACAGAGAUGCAUUUUUACGUAUCGAUAUGUAUGCAUGUGGUCUGGUUCUGUGGGAGAUAAUGUCAAGAUGCACGGCUGCAGAUGGGCCAGUAGGAGAUUAUCAGCUGCCAUUUGAGGAGGAGAUAGGUCAGCACCCGACAUUGGAAGACAUGCAAGAGUUAGUUGUCAUUAAUAAAGUGAGGCCUUCAAUCAAGGAUCACUGGCAGAAACAUCCGGGUCUUGAUGCAUUAGCAUCAACAGUUGAAGAGUGUUGGGAUCAUGACGCGGAAGCUCGAUUGUCGGCAGAUUGUGUGCUAGAACGGGUUUGUCAACUCAGUAGGACAAUGAAUACCUCAAACCUUUCUACGAGUAACAGUGUUGUAAACUCACAACAACCUCUUAUAAUUAAUACCAACCAGGGAUUACCUCCGGUAUCACCAAUAGUUGUGCAGACUAUUUAAUUGUUACUAUGGUAGCCGGGAUGGUUGCCAUAGAAUACAAUACACAUCUUCAACAACAGUUACCUCGCAUUAUAAUGGCCUUGUUUUUAUUUAUAAAGGCAACAAACUUUUUUUAGAAUCUAAUGAUGCAGGUUUUCAUUUUUGGACGGUAAAUUUACUGCCAUUGUGUCAUUAACUAUUUCCUAAAUAGACCAUACUUUUAAAUGAUGGAUUAGGUCUUUAGCAAAUUUUUAAACUGUGGCUGGGAACGAUUUCCAGUGUAUUUUAAUUUCCUAGCAGAGCACAACACGUGUAGAUGCUGUUUUAAAGGUAGCUAUGGAAGUUUGACUACAUACCUCAAGAUUUUUGUGUGUUUAUUCAGUUAUUAAUAUCAUGCAUUAAUACCUCAUUGAAACUUUUAAGGACUGUGUGAAUUUUAUAAGUUUACUAUUUUACCACUUUUUUGCAGGAAAAAAUAUUGGAAGUGGGUUUGAAUUAUAAAGAAAUUAAGUUAAUGAGAUGAAAUAUUUUCUGCAUAUUGGACAGUUAUGCAUGGAAUGCUUUUACACUUCUGGAGCUUGAAGUGUUGAAGGAAAAUUACUGUGUGAUCUUGGUAAUUUCUGUAUAAAAUUUGUAGCCUAGUGCAGAUACACGUCAGUUACUGCAUUAUAUGUGUAAAUCACUGUUGUUUAAGCAGUAAAUGAUACCUUACUUUACUUUAUUUAUACUCGGACCUUGAAGGAGACGUACUCCUCACACUGAUAUGUUGAAUGAGAAGUACUUAACUCAUACAUGUGUAGAAUGAGAAGUACUCCACACAUUCGUACAUUGAAUGAGGAGUGUGUAGAAUGUGAUGCAGUCAGCUUACUGAUGUGUUAAAUGAAAAUUACACCACACACAGACUUAUUUUAUGAGAAAUAUUUCAUACACUGGUGUUUAAUGUGAAGUGCUCUGCACACUGAUAUGUUGAGUGUGAAGAACUCCACAUAUUUAUGUAAUUCAAACACAGAUGUAGUAAGAGGAGGAGUACUGCUACAAGACUGGAGUGAGAUAUUAUGUUUGAAUGGAACAUUUAAAUGCCAUAUUAUUGAGUAAUUAGAUGUUGUUAUUAAGAAGGAAUGUAUCAACAUUGUAAGCACAUAUGAUAUCAUAAACUUAGUUUACUAUUGUAAUGAACACAUUUUGGUAAAACUUAUCACUAACUGUUUUAUAUGUUUGAUGUUAAGAUCUUGGAAGAAACCUACACAAUAUUUUCUGAUUUUGAAACAGCUGGAAAUUACCAGUCUGGAAUGAAGUUGUUUAAAUAUUAGUGUUUUUCAAACAAAACUGACAUAAAAUUUUCCAUUUUAUUGGUAUGAGUCAAGAAAAUAUUUCUACUUGCUACUGUAAAAGUUUAAUAUACUUGUUGGCAUUAGUUUGAACUAUAACUGUAUGUCUGAUAUUUUAUGUGUGGAAACAUGAUAUAUGUAUCAUUAUUAAUGUCAUAUUGUUAUAGUAGACACAUAGGGACAUUUCUGAUCUACUGUUUGAUUCAUAGAUUGUGUGAUAGAGUUUUUCAGGAGUUUUUCCUAAUAUUGCAAGAGUCAAAAAUAUUACACAUAUUUUUUUAAAAGGUCACCUUGAGUGGUAGUUGAAAGUUAUUCAGUUUUGAAUAUGUCAUGAACUACUUAAACUUUAUUCUAUACUGGAAAAUCUUUGGUUUGUGUUUGGAAAAUUUUUGAUUUGUGGCCCUUAGUGCAUUAUGUUGCAUUAAUUAAUGAUAAAGUGAUCUGACAAGAAAUGGAGACAAAGUUAAAGUUUUUUAAAACUUCAACAGCCUAAACUGAAUGAAAUUUGCAGUGGAAAAUUAGUCAUCAGCAAGAUAUUAUGAAAUUGAACUCAAAACUGAGCAAGAUAUUUACAAAAACUAAAGUGUUUUUUAGACAUAUUUAAUAUAUGUUAUCAAUGAUACCAAGUUGUUUCAUCAAGGAAAAUGAUAGAAAAAACUCUGUUACAUAAUAAUAUGUGAAUCAAAUGUAAAACAUUGAAAUAGGGCAAAACUUGCAGGUUUUUGUUGACCAAGCAGUAGGUCACAAAACCAACAUGUGAUUUAUUAAGGCAUUAAAGAAAAGGCAGCAAACAGGUCACAAAUAUACAUGUGUUAUAGCUGCUGUAUAUGACCAGAACUUCUAGGUCAUGGCAGGAACAUAUGUACAAGUUAAACUAGGGACCUCAGUGUAUCAUUUUCUGGACAGAUUGAGUUUUUCUGCUGUCACUGUUGGGCUGAAAGUUGAGCUGAUACUGGAGAAAAAGUUGAAAGAUGAUAUUAAAACAGAUUCAUGAAAGCUUAAUUCUUACAACUAUUUAGAGUUUGUUAAUUGUUGUAACUUUUAAACCAGGCUUGUUUUUAUAUCCCCCAUAAACGAAGUUUGGGGGGGUGUAUAUAGGAGUGAGCUUGUUGGUCUGUCGGUCCGUUGGUUUUCAUGGUUUUCCAGACAAUAACUCAUGAAAGCUUUACAGAUUAAAAUAAUUUUUGGUACACAGGUGUAGCAUCAUAAAAUACAAAUCAUUUUAUGUUUGAAAUAAGUCUAUUAAAUUUAACAAUAAUUGAUAAUUUCCAACCUUAAACAUUUUGUAUACUAUUAAAACAAAACAUUUACACAAUUAACCGUGUAAUAAUUGAAAUCAUUGUCAAAUUAUAACACUAGGCUCUUUCACUAACACUCGUUUUAUAUUUUUCACCUUCAAUCGCACCUUCUUGUGGCCAUUUCUUUUUAUGGCUGCCAUACUUCUGUGACAAGGCCGUAUUGUUGGGGUAUUAUUCAUCACUCCUGUGACAGUUCUAGUUUGUUUGUUAUGUUUUUUUAAGCAAUUAUUUCUUGCAUUAAGUUAUUUGUGCUCCUUUUUCACUCUAGAACUAGGCAGUGUAGACCUCUUUUCAAAGAUUUUUUUUUACACAUUUUUAGCCUAAAUUUAUUUGAAAUUACAUACCGGGGUAUUGUGCUACUACAACUAUUUAUCAAUGAUAUAUAGGAAGUCUUGUAUGAAGAAUAUCAAAUUUUUAUUCUUAUUUGUUGUUAAAAUGCUGUUUCAUCAUGUAUGUGGGUUUGAAACCGGUUUACCUAAAUUUUUAAAGAAAAUUUUUAUAUGACAUUUCUAAAAAGAAGGGUGACAGACAAUAUUUCUGAAAAGGAUUUGAAGUGUUAUACUCCAGAUUUUAUGAAAUGUUGUAAUGCGUGUCUGUUUGAAGGUACGUGUUCAGUGAACAUUUUCAAAGCAAUUUUUUAAAUGCAGUGUUGAAAUCAGUGGCCGUUAAGAGAGUAGUGAAGUAUAUAUCAACUUACAAAAUCAGCAAACAUUUCAUGCUCAGGGUUAUGGUUCAUUUAAAACAAAAUGUUACCAUAAAUAAAAGGAAUAAAUACUAUAUAUCCUUAAUAUUGCCCAGAUAGGACAUAUAUCUUUAAUACUUAAAUGCAGUAAAAUGUCAGUAUAAAGUAAUGUAUAAUAUUUUAACUGUGUGCGAGUGAUGAACAAACUGAUAAUUUUCAUGCUAUGUUUUUAUGUUUGUGUAAGAUUUUUUUCAAGUGCCAUUGUAUUAGCAUUGUAUGUAUAUUUAAAUAUUGACUGCUUUAAUACUGUCAGCAGAUACUGUAUUUUCAUGUGACCAAAAAUUCAAGAAAUAUAUUGUUCAGAAGCAUUCUAAAUAUACAAGGUUUUUUCUUCAUGUAAGUCAUAAAUACUAUCCUUAAAAGGAAUUUAAAUCAGAGAUUUUACCAAGGACUAAUUUUCAAGAAACAUAAAUCCAGUUUUAAAGUUCUGUUUCUGCGGUUUAGAGCAAGGAUCAAGUCAUUCUUACUAACUCCGUAUGGACUACACUUCCUACUUAAACUGUAUAUACAUGCACACGCCCACUCCUUAUAGACAUGUAUUUAUGUUGUUGUUGGUUUUUUUUCUUUACUAGAGUUGGCAGACAGUUUUUUUAUUACUUGGCAUUUUGUUUUGGUGGGAAAUCAUGUUCAGAUGUUUGAAAUGGGAAGUUCAAAAGAUACUGGCAGAUAGUGGCAUAAACCAUGUAAAUUUUACCUUCAAGUCUUUUGGCUAGGCACUUCAAUUAAAAUUAAACAUGUUUUUUAUGUUGUUUUUUUUUUUUCAGGUGGAUUUUGAUCAGAUAUUUUAAAUUUGUUGUGACACAAUAUGUUAUCAGGGAAAAUAACAUAUAUAAUAUAUCUCAGAUAAAUGAUUAUACCUCAUUAUACUAGUGGUUUAACCCUUUCACCCCUCAUUUUCUAAGAUUGACUCCCCUUUAGUUUUAUUUUGGAAUGUUCCAGACAUUGAAAAAAGGUAGAUGAUGUUUAACAGUUGAUUGAGUCCUUGUCUUUGGAAAAGACACUUUAUAAUCAUAUUUUGGAAUGUUCCAAAUAAAUUUUAAGGGAAGAGAGGGUUAACUAGUGUAUUUAUAUGCAUUGACCUCUGAUGUAGAUUGAGUAAUUGGGUAAAUGUAUAAUUAAGUACAUCUUAAUGCUGUUAGUAUUGGUGGACACACUGGCAUCAACAUUCUUCUUUAUGAAAGUCUAGUUGGAUCUUGAUGAGCUUUGGUCCAUAGAACUUUUUCAAGACUGUUUAAAUUGAUCUGCUGUAAUGCACAAGUCUAGUUGGAUCUUGAUGAGCUUUGGUCCAUAGAACUUUUUCAAGACUGUUUAAAUUGACCUGCUGUAAUGCACAAGCAUCUAAAGAUCUAAAAAUUGAAAACGUUUUCAGGAUUCCUUCUCAUCAAUGGUUUAAUGGAUUUUCACCUAACUGAGUAAUCAUUAACCUCUCACAGGUAUAUUCACAUCACUGUGAAAUGCAGCAUCAGAGCUAAGGAUUUUUAAAUACCUUAUUCUCAUGAUCCACUUGAUAGGUCUUCAUAAGAAAUACAUAGGUGAGCGAUUUAUACUGUAGUUAACUUAGUCCUCGUAUUCAUUUGUCCUAUCUCAUGUGUCUGUGGAUGGAUGUUGUGUACUAAAUACUAUGGGGAUUUUGUAAUAAGUUUGAAAAAAAAAACCUUCUAUAUCAUUAUGUACAUCAUUGUUAAUAUAUAUGUAGAUUCAAUGUUCAGUAUGUUUAAAUGGUCUACAUGUCAUGUGAUUUUGAUAUUAGUAAAACAGGUACAAGAAUGAAGUCGGAGUUAAGUAGGAAAACACUUUCAUUUUUCCUGCUGUUGGUUUUUUGAGCCAGUGUAUGCAACAUCUUUAAUUUGAUGUAACAACUGAUCAAAUUAGUCUGUGCAGUAGUUAUUAAAACAUAACAUUAAUAUUAAUGUGGUCAUCUCUAUAAGAUAGUAUUUUAACUCUGUUGGACAGUCUUAACUUGUUGCUGAUCAUUUAUUAUUGUUUCUAUGUAUGGGUUAUGAAAUUGUGUUGUUCAUAAUUUUUCACAGGGAAUCUAAAAUAGAUAACUUACAGUAGAUAUCUCAUUGCAUUUUUAAACAAGAAUAUGGCCAGUUUAGGUGAAUAUAUCAUUUAAUUUCUUUCAGCUGUCACAUUUGCAUAAAAACAUGGUUGGUGUACAAAUCUGAAAUAGAAAGAAGAUAAAUAUAUCAUGGGAGCUGACCAUGUUAUUAUAUGCACCUGUGACGGUUUAAAAUAAAAUGAGCAAUACUAACUGACAUUAGUGUUGUGCCAUAGUCCUUAAGACUUGGGUAGAGCUAUGUAGUCCUGGUUCUAGCAAAAGUUCAGACCUUUAUUUUUAUUAGGUGAUGCAGAAAAGUUGCAGAAAAGCAUGGCGAGCUUCUGGGUUUUUGAAUGUCUGUUAUCUGUAAGUCAGUCAUCCAUAGUUGGUUGCUUUAUACUCUAAUGUCCACAUUUCUGAAACAGUCGUAAUCAAUAUAAAACACAAUGUAUAUGGCUAUAAGAUCUUAUUCUCGUUGGAUCAAAUCAUACCAUUAGGUCAAGAGUUACAGUCUUUGAUUUAUCAUUGUAUUUGUACAGGUUAUAAUUUUGGUCAGAUAUGAACGAUUUUUCUGGAGUUAUGGGGCUUUUAAUUUUGCAAAAAUUGAAUUUAUUCAUGACAUGUUCACAGAUUGUUUCACCAAGUUGAUCAUAUUUUGACUGGUGAGCAGUAUUGGGUUAGUUAGACCCUCUUGUUUAAUAUUCUACCGGUGAUAAAAAGUUUGUAUGUUGGAGAAAGAGAGGGAGAGAGAGGAUUGUGAUUUUGAUUAUUAUAACUGUUGCCAUUUUGAUGAUGUAUUUUACACGAUAAUGAUAAAAAGCAGUUUUAUUAAGCAUUAUUUUUACACUCAAUGAGGUUUUCUUACUAAAGAAUAGUUUGAAUUAUUGAGAAUGAAUUAUUAUAAAUUUUACAGGUAUUAAAUGGCAGGUUUCAUUCAAUUGUUAAUGUGUUAGACAUUAUUUCACUUCAGAAAUGAAGUUAUUUGUAGAUAAUUGUAAUAUCUGUGGGACAUAUUAGUCCAAAAUCAUUUAUUAAUGUUGGCAUUAAAACUUGAGGUUUCAGCUCAAACUGUCAUUUUAUGUGGACAUGAAUAAGUAGAUUUCAAACUUCAAAGAUUAAAUAAAGGGACAGUUUGAUUUUUGGUUUAGAUUUAAUUUCAUGGAUUAAAUGCAACCACAAAAUUCACUAUUUAUUAAAAUCAGUCACCAUGAAAGUUAAUGGGUGUUUUUUUGAAAAUUCAACAGAAUUGUCCAUGUAACAACAUAGUGAAGGAAUGAAAAGAGGAAAAAUGUACUUCAGUGUUAUAGAGCAAAUAUAUAGACCACAUGUGAGGGUAUAGAACUGAGAUUGGAGGCCUGUCUGGGAUUGUAACCUAUGCUGUAAGUUAAUUUCAAAAAUGUGUUCAGAAACAACCAAGUAAAUGUUUCGGGUUUCUGAAACGGGUCUUCAAACUUGGCUUUAACUUUGGACCCUGUUUUGUCAUGUAACUUUCUGUAAAUAUUUCAAGAUUAAAGUAAAUUAGAAAGGAAAGAUUUAUUUUAUCUGACAAUGCUGUAAGUGCUUAAAAAUGAUUAAUGAGGAAAUGUUGAAAUAAUUUUUAACCUCGUUUUACCUUUUCACCCCUACUUUCUGCAAUGAUACAUGCCUAAGGAGUCCAUGGUAGAUAUAUAGGGUUGAAAAGGUUUCAGUUAUCUUCGAAUCAUUAUAUUUAUGUUGUGUAUUGACAGUAAACAAUAUGCGGGUUAUUAUAUAAUUGAUCAUGUAUAAAGCUGUACAAAUGCUUGAAUUGUCAUUAUGUUGUCCUCAUUUAGUUUCAUCUCUACAACAUUUAGUACCUUUGUUAUAAUAAUUGUAAGGUUCAUACAGUUUUCUUUUAGAGUUUUCAGCUUUCAAUGCCAGGUCUGUUUAAACAUAGGCUACAAUAGGGAAUUGAACUCUUUUAAUGCCAGAUGUGUUUAAGCAUAAUGCUACAAGUAGGGAUUUCAACUCUUUCAAUGCCAGAUCUGUAUAAACAUAGGCUACAAGUAGGGAACUAAACUCUUUCAAUGCCAGAUCUGUAUAAACAUAGGCUACAAGUAGGGAACUGAACUCUUUCAAUGCCAGAUCUGUAUAAACAUAUUGCUACAAGUAGGGAAUUCAGUUCUUCCAUUGGCAGAUCUCUUUAAGCAUAUGUUAUAAGCAGUGAAUUCAACUCUUCUAAUGCCGUAAUCUGUUUAAACAUAAAUUGCACAGAGUGACAUUAACACAUCCUAUGACAGUGUGAAAUGUUAGUUACAAGUAAUUAUUACUAUUCUCUUAUUAUUAGGUUCAUUAGAUGGCUCUUAACUUAGGCAACUUUUCCUCUUUUUUUGCAUUUGUAAGUCAUUCAGAUAUUAUUGAAAAUCUGAUUUUUUUUUAUAUAGUGAUAUUGUAACUUAAACACCUAAGUUAUAAGAUGAGAAAAUGAUAGGGAUGUUUAAGAUGUAUAGUAUUAGGAAAAAUUAAAAUUUGUCUCAUAACAAUUAUUCUGGCCAUUUGACUUACACAUGAAAUAUAUGAAUAUUGGAAUGUGGUGUUAGUCAGGACACAUUUACUUAAAAUGAUGAAAUUUAUAUGAACAGGAAGGUGUAACGAUUUUGCCACAGCUGUGUUGUAGUUUUAUUAAAUAUUUUAAUGUAAGAAUUAAGUGCCAGAACUAGAUGCAAAGAAUCCUGUUAGUGUUAAUCAGAUAGCCAACUAGGUUAACUACUCUCAAAUGUCAUAGUACAGUAUACUUUGUGUUGUGAAAUCUCGAUAAUUUGGUUUUGUUUACAAACAAUAACCCUCAAUAUCAUAAUAAUGAAAAAGAUGAAACUGGUCUUACCUUUAUGCUUAUAAACAAUUCUUGCCAAAAAAUUGUAAAUUGAUUCUCUCAUAAACAUGUAGCCAUAGUUUCUGGAAUAUAACAUAAUGGUAUAAAAUCAAAUUAUUGUGUUUCAUCUAUACUUAGUAUACAGUUAAAUAAAAUUUUUAAUUGUAGAUAUUAUUUUUCACACAUCAUUGUGCUAAAGUUAGUGUUUUUGUUAAGCUGUCUGGUAAUAUGUUACAUUUCUUAGGUUGGUUUCUAGGGUAAGAAUUUUAUAGACCAUUCAAGAAUCAGUUGGUAAACAUGAAUGUAUCUUCAUAGGUACAAACAGCUAACAUCAUGCCCAAAAAUGAGUAGUUUCGUGCUGUGGGUUCCUUUGCUCUUUUUUUAUCAUUUACCAAAGGCAUUGUUCUGUUUAUUUACAGUUGUUGCACAACUGGUGUUGAAGUUGUCCAUUAUUUAGAUGAAAAAUGCAUGUGUACUGAUUAGUAAAUCAGAAAUAAGCUUUGGUAUUAAGUGAUUUAACAAAAGUGGUAUGUAGAAAAUGGUGAGGAAAAAAAGUCACAGGGUUGUUGGGGUUUUAUUGGAAGGUCUGGUUGUACCCAGGUGCCUGUCAAUGUCUGGAUGAGCACCAAGGGUUCCUCUAUCAUGGUGCUUGAAAGUGUGUUAUGACUUCACCAUGUGUUGGUGGGUCUUAAGCCCCAACAAAACUAACAAAUUAAUUUGACACAAACUUAAAGGGGAGAAAAUAUGUUAUAGGACGGAAUGGUCUAAAAUUCUUUUCCUGUUACUGUUAUUAUUCAGGUAUUUUAUAUGAAUUUAUUUCUUACUUUAGUACUGGUACUCAGCAGUUUGCCAUUUAAAUGUCUGCUUUAUUUUUUAAUAAGCUCUUAAUAUUGUAAAAAUUUUAGUAAAACACUUUUUGCCAUAAAACUUCUUCAACAUACACAUGAAAUUGUAAAUUUUUACUUGUGAAAUUGUUUUCUAAGAUAAUUUUUAGAAAUUUUAGAAUAUCAUUCACUCCCAUUGUAAGUCAUUGUUCAUGAUGAUAUUAUAUAAAUGCUGAUAGUAAUGUGAAAUAAAAAAUAGUGUUUGUUA